AAUUUAUUUUAAUCUAGUAACUCCCAAGUAACAAUACUCAAGCACUUUAGUGAAUUUAUCUGUCAUUUGCACAAUUUUUGUUUGCACUAUCUUGUAUACUACCAAUUUAUAGGAAUAAUUCAUACCUUGAGAGUUAAUACUUGUAAAUAAAAAAUAUAACAAAACAUUUACCAUAGCUUAGCUAACAGAAGCGACGAUUGUACGCCUAUUCCUUCCUUCCUUCCUCGGUCAGCUCCAUUGCGAUUUUUGAGCGAUGGAAACAAAUUGGGGUUAAUUAACAAGGAAUGAAAAUCGCAACGUCAAUCAAAAUAGAAAGUUGCUGUGUAAUCAAGUUCAUUGUAAUGUGAAGAUCAAAUUUUGUUUUUGUCAUUCGACUAUGGAAGAGGUAAAAGGUGUACCCCAAAGUGAAAAGGUAAAUUCUCAUGGUAGAUCAUCAAUACAAGAUGAAAACAGAGUGGAAGAUUUUGUGUGGAAGGUUGAUGAUGUGAAAAGGUUGCGUCGUUUUUUGGUGUUAGGAAGUGAAACACCCACGUACUAUAUUGACGAAAGAACUUUAGGCUUAGAAAAUGAGCGAGUCCUAUCCAAUCUUUUGGAAGCAGGAAGGGGUGUUGAAGUUGUCAAUGAAAUAGAGAAGUAUAGCAUUGGAGGACGAACCGCAAGACAGCAGGCCAUCAUGUUUUCUCUUGCUGUCUGUGCCCGGAAGGGAGAUCUUGCCACAAAAAGACAAGCAUACAAGGCUUUACCCAAGAUCUGUCGAAUUCCGACUCAUUUGUUUAUGUUUAUUAAGUUCUGCAAGUUGUUCAGUGAAUCUGGCAAAGGUUGGGGUCGUGCCCAUAGGAAUGCCAUAAAACGAUGGUACAAAGAAAAAGAUCCAUGGAAACUGGCGAUGGAUCUCACCAAAUAUCAAAAGCGUAAAGGAUGGUCACAAAGGGAUGUUGCAAGGUUAAUGCAUCUUAAGUCAGAAGGAACUGAUGUUUCUGAUGAAUUGUUUGUUAUUAUGAUGUAUGUUGUUUGUGGUUGGCAGAAGCUUUUUGAAUAUUUAUUUCCUGAAGAUAAGACAGUUCCACGUCGUCCUAUUGGAGAGAAUGGCAGUGCAAUGUUGGCGUUUUUUAGGGCAGUUGAAGAAGUAAAAACAUUGCAAGAGGAGGCAAGAGUGGUUGAACUGAUAAAUCAACAUAAUCUUGUUCGAGAACAUAUUCCAACACAUUGGCUUGAGUCCAAAGAGGUGUGGAAUGCUCUGUUAAAGAAAAUGCCAAUGACUGCAAUGAUUUGCAACUUAAACAAAAUGACUUCCAUUGGCUUGCUUGCUGAAGGAUCACCUCAGGCUGUAGGUGUUUGUGAAAAACUGUGCAAUGAGGAUCUGCUAAGAAAUGCUUGUAUCCAUCCAUUCAACAUGCUAUUAGCUUGGAGAACAUACAAGUCUGGAAAGGGUGAGAAGGGUUCUCUGAAAUGGAAAGCUAAUGUGGAAAUAACCAAAGCAUUGGAGAAAGCAUUUUAUUUAUCAUUUAAGAAUGUGAAACCAACAGGUAAAAGAUGCAUGCUAGCCAUGGAUGUAAGUGGCUCAAUGCAAUCCAAUGAAUGUAUUGGUGCAAGUGCAAUUAAGCCUCACAUGGCUUCUGUUGCAAUGGCUAUGAUGACAGCACAAACAGAAAAAUAUUGCAAAUUUGUUGCAUUUAGUCAUGACAUAGUUCCUAUGAAGAUCUCUAGUCACAUGAAUUUGGAUGAAGUUUUAAAGAUUUGUAAUGAAAUUCCAGAAGGUGAUACAGACUGCGCUCAACCCAUGCUUUAUGCCAUUGACAAAAAUUUGAAGAUUGAUGUCUUUAUUGUUUUUACUGACUCUGAAACAUAUUAUGGCAAAGUUCAUCCAAGGGAGGCUCUCAAACAAUAUCGUCACCAUUCAGGGAUUGAUGAUGCUAAACUUAUUGUGGUUGCCAUGACAUCAAAUGGUUUCACUAUUGCUGACCCAGAUGAUCCUGGGAUGCUUGAUAUAGCUGGCUUUGACUCUGCUGCACCACAAGUGAUGAAAGAGUUUAUCUUGGGGAAUAUUUAAAAAAAAAUCGGUGUAAAUCGCCAUAUCUUCUUCCCAAAAUUUUAUGACAUGUAUCAAAAAUGUAUUUACUAUUUCACUAACUUAAACUUAACAAUGAUUCCUCGUCCAAA
Molecule: messenger RNA, 2160 nt
Organism: Xenia sp. Carnegie-2017
Lineage: Eukaryota; Metazoa; Cnidaria; Anthozoa; Malacalcyonacea; Xeniidae
Product: 60 kDa SS-A/Ro ribonucleoprotein-like
Exons: 4
Coding region: 377-2050 (557 amino acids)
Cellular component (GO): ribonucleoprotein complex
Molecular function (GO): RNA binding
Source: RefSeq, a predicted model, not a curated record